This is a messenger RNA of Colias croceus (clouded yellow), 378 nucleotides long. RefSeq lists its product as uncharacterized. The record is from RefSeq and is a predicted model, not a curated record. Bases 50 to 367 code for a protein of 105 amino acids. The transcript is spliced from 3 exons. NCBI's taxonomy places the organism in Eukaryota, Metazoa, Arthropoda, Insecta, Lepidoptera, Pieridae.
UCUCAUAAUAUAAUUGUGAUCGUUGAAUCGUAAGCCAGAAAUCAGGAAAAUGUUCAAAGUGACUGUCGUGUUGUUCGCUGUAAUCAGCGCAUGCUUCGCCGCGCAAGCGUUAAUGAAGCCAGAUGAAAAACCACCGAAAUUUAAGGACGUAGAAGGAUGUUACAUUAAGAACUUGGACCAAGUGAUACCGCCCGGUGGGUCGCUACCGUCGACGGAAUCUUGCAUGAUGUAUACAUGCGGCAGAGAAUAUGUCACCCUUACUUCGUGCGGCGUAGCGGCUGCUGAGCCUCCCUGUAAAGUGGUUCACUAUAAUGAUUUUGUAGCUCGGCCCUACCCUAAAUGCUGUCCUACUGUUGAAUGUCCUUGAUUAUCUGUAUU